AUGCACAAGAGGGCCUACAGCGAAUCGGGGGCCCUGUCGAAGAUAGCGCAGCGAGGCGCACGAGAGAAGGGUCUACAUCAUGAGUCCAGUCGGGCAGAGGGUGCAGGCACACACAAGCUCGAAAGUGUUGCUGUGCGAAUAAAAAAACUGGAAGGAAAAGAAAAACCAACCUUACACGCAGACCCAAACGAUAAAACAAUUCUUUACUUCGAUAAAGGCUUUGAAAUUGAGCAAUACAAUUUUGAUGUUGUAUUUAAUGAAGACGAUAAUAAUGAAAAAGUUUUUUUUGAAGUAGGAGGACAAGCGAUUGUUCAUAAUGUGUGCAGGGGAUUUAAAGAAACGAUCAUUGCUUAUGGCCAGACAGGGAGUGGAAAAACAUACACUCUGUUUGGGUCGAAUGAAGAAUUAGGCAUCAUUCAUUAUUUCCUGCAUCACUUGUACAGAGGGAAGUGUAGUGAAGUGAGAAAGAAAACGAUUUACUUGAGUUUGUAUGAAGUUGUGGGGGACAAGCUGGUCGACCUCAUGACAAACGUGAGCGAGAGGAAUGCCCAGUUCUACACGCAGGACUAUUACUUAAAAACAAUAAGGCACUCGUACAAGGUGGUGCACAUUUCAAGCUUCGAGAUGGCCAAGAAGAUCAUUGACACCGCCUGCCUCAUGCGCAACGUGGAGGCCACCUCACAGAAUCGCAGGUCGAGCCGGUCCCAUGCCAUCAUCCACCUGUUCGUGAACACGUCGGACUUCACCCACCACGAGGGCAUGGAGACCACCCGGGACUACUACGGCGUCCUGACCUUCGUUGAUUUGGUGGGGUGCGAAAGGGAGGAGUUCAACACGCAAGGGAGCCAAAACAGGAACGAAAAAACUUCCAGCAAGUUUCUUAAUUCCUCCCUGACCUCUCUCAACAAGAUGCUGCGCAAGAUGCAGAUGGGCACUUUGGACGAGUCGGACAAAAGGCAGAGCGUGUUGUGCAAAGUUCUUUUUAACUAUAUUAAGAAAACCUGUGGGGUGUGUCUCAUAUUUUGUUUCAACCCGAGGCAAUGCCAGAAGAACCUGACCAGCUCCACGCUGAUCAUGGCCAGUGAAUGUAAAAAAAUAAAAAGCAAAAGGAAGCAGCUGCUCUACGUAAAGACAGAAAACAGGGACCACUUUUUUAAGAAAAUAACCCACGGCAAGUGUGGACAGAAGGGAGGGCCCCUGUCAGGUGAAUCCCACUCCAGGACGACCAACAGAAAUUCUUCAAAGGAGGCAUCGAGUGGAAAAGACGGAGAAGUGGUGGGGGGAGCAGCAUCUUCUAAAGGCACCACGGUAGGUGACGCGACGGGCAGCGUGAUCUGCAACGCGAUCGCCGCUAAUGCCACGAUGGUGAUUGUUCACUCCGGCGACGUAGCGGGCCACCACAACGGCACGCACGUCUUAACCAUGAGGAAGGGGAGCGACAAGGAAGAAGCACUUGGACAACUCGUGUGUGAGUUGAUUAAUACAAAUAAGGAAGAAGAAAAGGAAAGAGAGAAAACGAUUGAGCAGCUGCAGAAUAAUUUGAGCAAGCUGACCAAGGAGUGUUCCCACUGGAAGAGGCAGGCACAAUACUACCACAAGAAAUUAAUAUUGCUUCAUAAGAAUUAUGAACAAAUUAAAGAGUUAUUAUUUAACACGUUACACAAUGGUGAGAACGACAUUUCAGUUGCGACUUUCCGCUCUUCCACAUCGUGUCAUUCAUUUGUUCAUCCUGAUGAAGGCAACUCCCCCUCUGGUACAAAUAUAUACACAAAGGAAAUUCAGCGUGUUAAAAAAGAAUCGCUUCAUUGGGGGGGGAAAAAAAAAGAACUCACUGAAAAGUGUAAACCAGUUACGCAGGGACAUGUACGAAAAGGAGACAUCACCUCGUACCAGACAACACAUUAUGGUGUGUCCUCUAGAAAGGAAACAAACCAGAGUGGUCAUCCCUCGAAAGAGAUAAACUUUGCUGUUACAUCAACGGAGGGGAGGAAAGAAGAGCACAAGGGUGGUGGGUACUCUUAUCACGUGGAGAAUGCAGAGCAGUUCGAAGAAGACACGCUGGACAGAAGGAGAGACCACGUGGAGGAGAGUUUACAAGGAGAGGGAAGCUACUCAGCGGUGGGGGAGUCACCAUCGUAUACACCAUCGGGGUGUAAUAAAGUGCCUCCUUUUGAACAUAACAUUGUCGAGCGGAAUAGUCAGGAGGGUAUUGUAACAGGCAGCAGCUCGGCGAGGGUGCCAAUAGGAGGAACUCAAGUGGAGCCGAAGAGGGACGUCAACCAUGCUAACCAUAUCACCAUCGACUCGCUCACAACUAAAAUACGGAACAGAAUUUUGAAGUCGAGGAGCCUGUCCACGGUGCAUGGGGACUAG
Molecule: messenger RNA, 2373 nt
Organism: Plasmodium fragile
Lineage: Eukaryota; Apicomplexa; Aconoidasida; Haemosporida; Plasmodiidae
Exons: 5
Coding region: 1-2373 (790 amino acids)
Biological process (GO): microtubule-based movement
Cellular component (GO): kinesin complex; microtubule
Molecular function (GO): microtubule motor activity; ATP hydrolysis activity; microtubule binding
Source: RefSeq, a predicted model, not a curated record